Molecule: messenger RNA, 2241 nt
Organism: Bombyx mori (domestic silkworm)
Lineage: Eukaryota; Metazoa; Arthropoda; Insecta; Lepidoptera; Bombycidae
Exons: 2
Coding region: 764-1246 (160 amino acids)
Source: RefSeq, a predicted model, not a curated record
AAAAAAACACCUACAGAACAUUUAUUCGUUAAUAAAAUUACAAACGUCAUUCCUUGUGACUUCCUCUCUAAAAUCACUUAAUUAUUAAAUAUUUAACGAGUUGACAAUAGUGUUAUAAAACUAUUUUAUUUAAAUAGUUCCGACGACUUUCUUGAGAUCCUAUAAAAUAUGUUUUAAUUAUUAUUUUUGUAUGUUUUAAGCAUGAUAAAAUAAGAAAUUUUAUAUAAGCAAUUAUAUUAAAUCGAUAUCAAAGUCAAUAAAUAAUGUACAACCCAAAACAGACGGCCCAACUGACGUGACAAUGACAUUUGGCGCGCUAAGCAUGGCGGAUUUUCGGCCUCAUUAGACGGAGACGGAGACAUUUACGUAUAUUCAUGUUUCAUUUUAUGUACGCACUGAAAUACUGUUAUAUUGUUUUCCUGCGAGUUAAAGUGCUGAGUAAGAACGAGAUAGAUAUAUGUUUAUGUAUGUGCCUUCAAAAUGGGUGCUAUUUAUAUAAGCAAUUGUACGUAUAGAACAAUAUGUCGUGUCCCUACUAUAUAGGUCUAUGUUUUUUGACAUUUCUAUUUGGCGGUCGACUAAGUUUAUAGAGUUAUAAGAAGCGUCUCCGUAAUUUUGUAUUUAUUGAUAUACGAGUGCUAUUUCUUAUAAAAAAAUAUAUAUAUUCUCAACUCUUAUUAGGUAAGUUAUUGGUUUUUCAUAUUUUAGUUACACAUUUUAUUAGAUCAGUAUAAAAAAAAUUUAUAAAACUGUAUGUUGCCAAAUGUCUACAUUAUGCGUUUGUUGCAUAUUAUGUGCAUGCUUAUUAUUUUCUUGGAUUUGGGCUUUUAGCUCAUUUUUUUCAGUUUUUAGAAUGUCUAAGCGGUUGGCAGAGCAAGAUAUUGAAAAUAUUUUAUCAGUUCUCGAAAAUGGAGACAUUUCUGAAGAUGAAGAGUCUAUAGGAGACGAAAAUGACAUAGAUUACUACUCGAAUGUACAAGAUCUGAUACAGGAUUUAGAAGAUGCAGAAGAAGAUCAGUAUAAUGCAAAUCCUGAUGUACCUAUUGAAGAAGACCAUCUACCGGAUGAGUUUUCAGUUCCAGGGCCUUCACUUAGUCGCCCACUAUCAGGUGUCAUUGGUGCAGCAGCCUUGAGGCAACGAAGUAGGCAACUUAUAUGGAAAAAAGGCAAUUUGGAAUUUAGUGAAGACCGCAUAAGUUUUACAGGUAGCGACAUCUGUCGAAAGAGCAUGCGGAACUUCGAUUAAUAGCCUGCCUUUGCAAACUUCAUAACCUGAUAUCGGGUUGAAUUUCUAUUCUGAAACUUACACUGCUGUGUGUUUACACUGAUGCUUUACUAUACAAUUACACCAAGUAAUAAUACUUUUUUAUUAAAUGAGGUGUUAUGAAUCUGCAAUUAUAUUGGAAAUAUCAGUACAUGUUCACACUGUGGACUCAUUGUCUAUGGGCUCAGAAUACCUUACCAACAAAUGAACUAUGCGCUGAUCUACCUCUAUACUACGUUUACUAAAAAUAAAAUGACGAGUAUCCAUUCUCAACAUUUCCAUCAUAUUUUCUACCCAUUAAUACUAACUGGUAAUAUAACCCUUGAGGGUAGAAGUUGCAAACACCAAUAAUUUAUCAAACUAUUUGACAGACAAAACAGCUGGAAGUCCAAACAUCACUCCAAAGUAUCCUAAUCUAUUUUCCUACAAAACAAUCUAAUAACCAAUCUCCUAACCAUACCAGAAUGUUUUCUGAAAUCCAAUUCUAUGUUGUAGGAUGUCAUAUUCAUAUCCAUCCAUCCAUAUCAUUUACAUUCAACAUGCAAUUGAAACUUCAAUUAUAAAACAUGUCUCAUGAUAGACAGUAGUAUACACAGAUUGAGGGACUUCCUCAUGCAACAAUGUACUUUUAAAACAAUUUCGAUACUACAUGGUACAAGAAAUGAGAAUAAUUAUACCACAGUUUUAAUAUAACACAAUUUCGAAAAAUUCAAACAUUCAUUAGAAAUUUGAAUUCUUUGAAUUGAGUUUAAUAAGGGAAAUUCUGAACUUUAUUGCUACUAAAAAAUCUCUCAUUUUAUUUUGCAUACCUAGUGACAGUAUGGAGUUUGUUCGUUGUAAAUAAAUGUAAUAAAGCUUUUGCCUGAUUUAUUUUUAACAUUUUGGAACUUUCCAAAGUUAAUUAAGUGAAAUAAAUAAAUAACAGAGUUUUUUGUCAUUUAUAAUUAUUAUGAUAAUAAUAUAAUAAUAUAUAACCA